AUGCAUUGCGGUUCCAAGAUGGCGGCGCCCAGUGAGCGUAGAGGAAACCCGGCUUCUGGCCCGGCUGCCGGCCCCGGCCCUUUCCCUUUCCCCCUGCCCGGGCCGCCCGGCGCCGGGGCGGAGCAGCAGCCCAGGAAGAAGCCGUGCCGGGCCUGCACGGAUUUCAGGAGCUGGAUCCGGGAGCAACGGAAGCAGACGGCCUCGCAGAGCGGGGAAGCAUAUGUUGAAGAGGAGAAGGAGAAGCCUCCAGAUUGUCCUCUAGACAGAGAAGAACUCGGGAGAAACACAUGGUCUUUCCUUCACACUAUGGCAGCAUAUUACCCAGAUCACCCAAGCAAUUCCCAGCAGCAAGAUAUGACACAGUUCAUUAACUUAUUUUCCAAGUUUUUCCCUUGUGAUGAAUGUGCAGAAGAUCUGAGGGAAAGAUUACGCACAAGUCAGCCUGAUGCCAGAAGCAGGAAUAAUUUAUCCCAGUGGCUAUGCCUGCUUCAUAAUGACAUCAACAGGAAGUUGGGGAAGUCUGAAUUCGACUGCUCCCGGGUGGAUGAACGCUGGCGAGAUGGUUGGAAAGAUGGUUCCUGUGAUUAAUCUGUAGAGACUCUACAGGAAAUCAGACCAAUUCUAGUAUAAUAAGAAUCAUCCCUGAUGUGAACUCAGUACAGGGAGAUGCAGCUCAAUAGUUUGUACGUGUGGCUGACAUGACUUGUGGAAAUAAAUGUUUCUCCUGCUCUAAAAGGCAACUCAGAGAUCUCAUCCCAACAGAAUAUUGUUUUAGGGGGUAACUAAUAUAUGGUCAUGUAGCUGCUGGGACUGGGACCAUACAUGUGCCACAGGAACUGCCAGAAACUUGCAAAACUCUGUCACUGGGACAGUUCACAGUAAGGAAAAGUCUCUCAAUUUUUAUAGUUCUAGGGGCACCUCGUGACUGCUGUUCCUUUCACUUUUUACAUAGUCUUAGCCUCCUCCUCUUCUACAUUUUUGUUUAUCUGCAAACAUUGCCUUCAAGUUUUAGGCAGUGCCUUUCUUCCUCUGUGUCACUUCAGCCUGUUCUGCUGGUCUUACAACUGGCACCCCAAUACAAAUCCAUAAGUCUGCUCCA
Molecule: messenger RNA, 1099 nt
Organism: Emys orbicularis (European pond turtle)
Lineage: Eukaryota; Metazoa; Chordata; Testudines; Emydidae
Gene: GFER
Product: growth factor, augmenter of liver regeneration
Exons: 3
Coding region: 1-588 (195 amino acids)
Biological process (GO): liver development
Cellular component (GO): mitochondrion
Molecular function (GO): flavin-dependent sulfhydryl oxidase activity; flavin adenine dinucleotide binding
Source: RefSeq, a predicted model, not a curated record